Messenger RNA from Styela clava, 2439 nucleotides. Its product is annotated as protein SLC31A2-like. Gene Ontology annotation, cellular component: membrane. Gene Ontology annotation, biological process: copper ion transmembrane transport. NCBI's taxonomy places the organism in Eukaryota, Metazoa, Chordata, Ascidiacea, Stolidobranchia, Styelidae. Gene Ontology annotation, molecular function: copper ion transmembrane transporter activity. The record is from RefSeq and is a predicted model, not a curated record.
UCGAAUCCGUACAAGCUUUGAUAGUUCGGAAAUGAGUUGAUAAGUAGUGACGCUGAGUUAGCUGUACCGGUAUUCUGCCUGAAAUCUUCCAAGAUUUUUUAAUACUGGUACUCAUAGCCAGACAGAAGUGAAGUGUGGAUUGACUGGGAGUCCCACAUUUUCUGAUUUAUCAUGCAGGAAUAUUUCUCAUUCAACAAUUUGCCUUUUACAUUUGUAUUUGAGCCAUGGUACAUUGGAACAUCAUUGGCACUUGGCUUCACUUGUUUAUCUAUUGGUGCAGUUGCUCUUUUGUUUGAAGGAAUAAGAGUGUUUCGUGUAUGGGUAAAAACAUAUUUUCAUGUAUCACCGCUUAUUCCUAUCUUAUCACCACAACUUGCUAUCUCUGGUAUUACACAAUCUGAUGCUGCAAUUCCUGUUAACCAAUCUUAUAUUAGAAGUAAUAGGAUCUAUAAUCAUGUGAUUCAGACUUUCAUUCAUGGAACACGGUUAGCGCUUGGAUAUUAUCUGAUGUUGGCAAUCAUGACUUUUAAUUCUUAUAUUGCGAUAGCCAUCAUCGGUGGAGCUUGUCUCGGUUAUUUCUUGUUUUGUCAUGAACUAACAAAAUGGCAUGAACCAGAUGUACCGGUAUGUCAAUCUCGGGUUAAUGGAUCAGUGGCAACUACUUCUAGUACAGUGAAUUCAACUCCACCCUGUGAAGAGUCCCACCCCAUGCUUCGGACAUGUUCAAAAGCAAGUACUUCUCUUAAUAGUGAUAUCGCUAUUGAAAGAACGUAGUGAUUUUAAAAAACUCUUUUCUUCAAUAUAAUGCUUAUAAAAAUAUUUAUCUCAGAAUUCCAGAAUUAUACAGUUUAACUUAAUACUAUUUUAUUUUCAAAAUACAGUUCCAGCUGAUGACAGCAUUUGCAUUAGUGUUUUUCUUUGUUAUUGUUUCAUACAAUAUUUAUUGCAACAAACUGCCUAACACUUACAGUCAGAUAAAUUUUUUUUAUAAACAAGCGAGCCCCUGUUUCAACAUUUGAUAUAAACAUUGGGGAUUUAAAACUGAUUCCACACAGAAAAAAUAAAUAAUGCCAUGGCCGAUUAUUGAUAAAUCAGAAUGUGGCCUCUACGCCAAAGCAUGAAUUAGCAAAAUGGAAUUCAUGUACAUUUCAGACUUUGACAAGUAUAAAGAUUAUGCAGUACUGCACUCCUUUAUAUCUUCCCGCACAACUUAUUAUAUCAAUCUAAGCAUAUUUCAAAUUAUGCUUAUUACAAUAACGGAAAAAACUUUUUCCUAUUGUCUUUUCAUUAGUAUAUAAAGAUUUCCAAGUAUAUAAGGUGCAGUUUGGGGGGCUUUAUGUACCUCGUAAUUUUACACAUACCGUAAUUAGGAGUAUUGGAAAAGUGACUGAUUGUGAUACCAACUCCCAGGUUUCGGGGCUCGCUAUGCACUUUGGCUAAAUUCUUUUGGAAACGGGCAACCUGUUGCACUAAAACGAAUACUACCUAUUAUUAUUAAUAAUCUAAUGAUUGUGGUAUAUACAGUUCCAAUUAAUUUAGACAUCUGUCAUGCUGUAAUUAUAUACUAAUAUUGUACAUACAUAAUUGAUUGUUCCACCUGUCAGGAAUAUAUUAAUGCUCUCAUAUUGGAUGGUUCUGAAAACUGUGGCUUCGGUAUAUACCAGGCUGUGAUGACGACAUCCAAAAAUCAAUUUUCAAACUUUUUGAAAUCCGUCUUAUAGUCUUUGGGCCGCAAGAUUUCAUCCCAAUGGGAGAUUGCUGUGAAAAUGUAUCGCGAUCCUAUCAUGAGUUAGAUUUAAUCCGAAUGUUUUGUGCUUCUAUAGCAACUAAUAGACUUAAUUAUUGCUAUAGUUACCUAAGUCAAUUGAAGCGUUGCGUAUUAAGUAAUCAAAUGUGGCCCUCUAUACAUUUCCACUGUCGGUAUGAAUACUGUUUACUUAUGAAGUUCAUAAUAAGAAUAUUAUUAUUUAUAUAGCUAUAAUCUAUUUUACUCCGUUUUCAAAUUUAUUUCACUCAAAAAUAUUAACUAACAACAAUUGCGCACAACCUAAUAUCAGAAGCAAUGUGAAGAGUGUUACAAUGUGCUCAAAGCAUUAUUAGUUGGUUGUCAUGAUUCUUUUUAAUUUGUGGUCUAUACUCUACAAAGGGGAUAAUUGACGCGCAGGAAGCACAUCAAGAUAUGUGUUUUGUGUUGCCGAGAUUAUUUGACAUUAUUGCUUUGCGAUAAGCAGGAAUGGAUUGCAUGUACGGAUUCGCUUUUGCUUUUGAUUCCUUAUACAAAAUGCGGUUUUAGACUGAACAUGUUUUUGUAGUUAUUUUUCUGAAUGGCAAUCAUGAGACUUUUUUCUUAUAUGCUGUUGUAUAAACUUCACAAUAUUAAUGUAUAUGUGCGUUUCCGAUGUUUGUUCUAAUAAAUGGUUGGUCUACAGUUCUUUAAAA